AUGUGGAGACGACUUGCCGGCGCCUCAGUCCUCGCAACCGGGUCGUUCGCCGCCGGCAGCCUGCUUGGACCCGAUCUAGCUACCGACUUGUUCACCCGAAAAGCGUAUGCAGCUACAGCGACAAUGCCGAUGCCCGUCACAUUGCCCGAAAGCGUCGCUCUGCCCACCAUCGACGCUAAACCAAUGGCCCCCUCCCGUUCCUCUCAGAUCAUGCAAUUCGGCUAUCCGGGCUUCGACAAUGUGCGCACGUUCGAGGACUUUGUCCUCUCCUACGACCGCAAGACGCGAACAGCCCACUGGGUCUGCGAACACUUGAGCCCUGACCGUAUGGUUUAUGACCCGAAAGUCGACCGCUCGAAGAGCGAGUUCAAACCCGACACGUCUGUCCACGAAUACUUCCAGUCGAAAAAUGAAGACUACAAGGGCAGCGGCUACGACCGUGGCCAUCUCGCUGCUGCCGGCAACCACAGAAGAAGCCAAAACAGCGUCGAUCAAACAUUUCUUUUGUCAAACAUGAGCCCCCAGGUCGGGCGCGGCUUCAACCGCGACAAGUGGAACGAUGUGGAGAAGCAUGUGCGCACGCUGGCCAAGAAGAACCCGAACGUCUACGUCAUGACGGGCCCAUUGUACAUGCCGAGGAAGGAGAUUGACGGCAAUUUAUACGUGAAAUACAAGGUGAUCGGGAAGAACAACGUCGCCGUGCCGACCCAUUUCUUCAAGGUGGCGCUGAUUGAGACGGUCCCAGGCAGCUUUGAGCUCGAGGCAUAUGUGUUGCCAAAUGAGCCGAUACCCGACACAGUGCCGAUUGCCAGCUUCUUGGUACCACUUGAGAUGAUUGAGCGGGCGGCUGGGUUUUUGAUUUUCGAAAAGGUGCCGAAGGCCGCUAUCAAGAAGGUCAAUGGGAAGAAGGCAGGAGGAUUUUGG
Messenger RNA from Mesorhabditis spiculigera, 924 nucleotides. NCBI's taxonomy places the organism in Eukaryota, Metazoa, Nematoda, Chromadorea, Rhabditida, Rhabditidae. The record is from the annotation of a GenBank genome assembly.